This is a messenger RNA of Fragaria vesca subsp. vesca, 1010 nucleotides long. Its product is annotated as 3-ketoacyl-CoA synthase 21-like. Gene Ontology annotation, biological process: fatty acid biosynthetic process. Gene Ontology annotation, molecular function: acyltransferase activity, transferring groups other than amino-acyl groups. Lineage: Eukaryota; Viridiplantae; Streptophyta; Magnoliopsida; Rosales; Rosaceae. The annotation marks the transcript as partial. The record is from RefSeq and is a predicted model, not a curated record. The transcript has a single exon. Gene Ontology annotation, cellular component: membrane.
AUGGAGCAGAAUACGUACAGAGCGAGCGACAUACAGAAUUGUUGGAGUUGCAGUCUCCAUGCAACUAAUUUACACUCAACAACAAUUCUAAUAUCUCGAUCGCUCUCUGUCUCUCUCUUUUUCUCUUCUCACUCUUCAUUUACACACACAGUGAGCUUAGCUAGACCAUGGAGUUUCUCUUGACAAUGUGUCUAGUCUCUCUUUUCUAUGGUUUUUGCUGCCUUUUAAAGUCAUUUCUCCAAAGGAGACAUCAGUCCUGCUAUUUACUGGCCUAUGAGUGCUACAAACCCACAGAGGACAUGAAGCUCCGAACCGACUCAUGUGCGAAAAUCGUCAUGAGAAACAAGAAUCUGGGGCUGGAAGAGUUCAGGUUUCUCUUGAAAACCAUUGUCAAUUCCGGCAUUGGUGAGGAAACUUCUUGCCCAAGGAACAUCCUCCAAGGCCGAGAAGAAAAGCCAAACCUAGCAGAUUCACUCUCUGAGAUGGAUGAAAUCAUCUUCAACACACUUGACAAUCUUUUCACCCGGUACCCUUCAGUCUCCCCAUCACAAAUCGACAUCCUCGUAGUCAAUGUCUCUAUGUUCUCCCCUUCACCCUCCCUAACAUCUCGAAUAGUGAACCGUUACAAGAUGAGGGAGAACAUCAAGACAUUCAACCUUUCCGGAAUGGGCUGCAGCGCAAGCCUGGUGGCCGUUGAUGUUGUCCAGGGCUUGUUCAAGUCAUACAAAGACUCAUACGCCCUUGUUGUGAGCACAGAGUCGAUGGCUCCUAACUGGUAUUGCGGCAAAGAAAAAUCCAUGAUGCUCACCAACUGUUUGUUUCGCUCGGGAGGCUGUUCGAUGCUGUUCACCAAUAGAAGAUACCAUAGGCACCAAGCUAUCUUGAAAUUGAAGACACUGGUAAGAACACAUAUCGGCUCCAGUGAUGAUGCUUACAAUUGUUGCAUACAGCUAGAAGAUGAUAGUGGUUACCCAGGUUUUCGUCUUACCAAAUACCUCACAAAAGCAGCA